AUGUCCUUUGUGGUCUUGAAGAAGGAACGCUCCCGGUGGAGAGGCUGGGUCCAAUGCCUCCGAACUCCCAGCAAAACGGCGGUGCCUGUCUUCGAUGGCCGUCUUACGGACGAGUUCGACGAACAAGAUGAAAACUUCGUAAAGAAGAACGCAGUCUUGCAUCUUGUCCUGUUUGUUCCUUGGGAAAGGUUUCAAGGCGAGCCAGCAGAUGAUAUACCUGGACUUUGGCGAAGGUUCCAGGAAAUGCUAAGCGACCGAGUUCGCUCUUACGUCCGUAACAUCGCUUUAUUACGCGUUUCCGCAGAAGACGCUCGGGCCGACCGUAAGCUUCAGGGUCUGGACCAGGACUUUGAAGAGAUCGUGGAUGCGGACGCCUUUGGCGAUCAAAUGGGGGAGGAGGAUGGCGGCAGGGCGGAUAACGAGAACAUCGACUCACAAGAGUAUUAUGACGCCUUUCUGGGUGUCCUAUCGGCAGUCCGGAGGAGCGAAAUCAAGGACAUGCCU
Ilyonectria robusta is the source of this 504-nucleotide messenger RNA. RefSeq lists its product as uncharacterized. NCBI's taxonomy places the organism in Eukaryota, Fungi, Ascomycota, Sordariomycetes, Hypocreales, Nectriaceae. The annotation marks the transcript as partial. The transcript has 3 exons. The record is from RefSeq and is a predicted model, not a curated record.